Molecule: messenger RNA, 2160 nt
Organism: Trichoderma gamsii
Lineage: Eukaryota; Fungi; Ascomycota; Sordariomycetes; Hypocreales; Hypocreaceae
Exons: 4
Coding region: 1-2160 (719 amino acids)
Cellular component (GO): SBF transcription complex; MBF transcription complex
Molecular function (GO): transcription coactivator activity; protein binding; DNA binding
Source: RefSeq, a predicted model, not a curated record
AUGAGCCAGCAGUCGCAGACGGGGCGGGCGGCCUCGUUCAACCGCAGCUACAACGGCGGCGUCGACGGGCCGCAGAUAUACUCGGCGUCUUAUUCGGGUGUCGAUGUGUACGAAAUGGAAGUCAACAACGUUGCCGUUAUGCGCCGCCGCCACGACUCCUGGCUGAAUGCCACCCAGAUUCUCAAAGUAGCCGGCGUCGACAAGGGGAAACGCACCAAGAUUCUCGAGAAGGAGAUCCAGAUCGGUGAGCACGAAAAGGUCCAGGGAGGCUACGGCAAAUAUCAGGGCACCUGGAUAAAAUUCGACCGGGGCGUUGAAGUCUGCCGCCAGUACGGCGUGGAGGAGUUGCUGCGGCCGCUGUUGACCUACGACAUGGGCCAGGAUGGAGGCGUUGCAGGCCGCGGCGAUUUCAACACCCCGACAAAGGAGCAAGCCAUGGCCGCGCAGAGGAAGCGCAUGUAUAACGCCGGAGGUGAUGGGAGACCCAAUGGCUUGUCGGGCACUUUUUUCAAGAACAUCUCCAGCACGGCGUCCCAUGCCGUCGCCGCCAUCAGCAAGGCCCGAUUCGGCUCUCCCGGACCUAGAAAUCGCAAUGGGCCAUCAAGAGCUCCCACCUUUCCGGGAUCACCAACGGAGCCCAACGAAUCCUUUGUGUACACGCAAAGUGCGAUUAAUGAACGCGAUGCCAUUGAUGAAGGCAGCGGCCCGUCCCCUCCUCUGCCCUACGAGGUGUCUCCCGACGUAGAGCUAAAACGCAGCAUGCUCAUGGGCUUAUUUAUGGACUCGGCCACGGAGGAGUCAUCACACGAAAUGCUCCAAACCCUUACACCUCUCGAACUUGACAUGCCCAUCGACCCUCAAAGCCACACCGCUCUUCACUGGGCAGCCACGCUAGCACGAAUGCCUCUUUUACGAGCUCUCAUCGCUGUUGGCGCCUCACCCCGCAGAGUAAAUGCAUCUGGAGAGACGGCCCUCAUGCGAGCAUGCCUUGUCACAAAUUCUAUGGAUCAGGGCUCGUUUCCAGAUCUCCUUGAAGUUUUGGGAGGCACCAUUGAGUUCCGUGAUCAUAAAGGACGUACCGUUUUGCAUCACAUUGCAGUCACAAGUGCUGUCAAAGGCCGCAAUGCCGCCAGCAGAUACUAUCUCGAAAGCCUACUUGAAUGGGUGGUGCGGCAAGGGAGCGUUCCCAACAGCCAAGCUACACUGUUGAAUGGAAAUGGCAUCAACGGAUCACAAUCAAUCCCUAAGAUGGGUAUUGCGCGGUUCAUGUCUGAGAUUGUCAAUGCCCAGGAUAGCUCAGGAGAUACAGCGCUCAAUAUCGCAGCCCGGAUCGGAAACAGGAGUAUAAUCUCUCAGCUGCUAGAGGUUGGAGCUGACCCGGAAAUUGCUAACCGUGUCGGACUCCGGCCUCUGGACUUUGGUAUUGGUGGUGAGAAUGCUGAUGGAAAGAUGAACGGCGAUGCCACAGCUGAGAAGAAUGGUGCCCCUGGAUCCAGCCAGCGAAGCCGAGAGAGCAGUGACGAGAUUAUCGAAUCCAUUACCCAUCUCCUGAAUGAGACUGGCGCCACCUUCCAGCAAGAAAUGAAAAGCAAGCAAGCCUCAUUAGAUAAUCUACAUUCUACCCUCCGAACGACAUCAGCCCAACUAGGCGAAGCCCGUCGAAGCAUCGAGCAGAUCACAGCCACCCUCAAGAAGCAACAACUGGCCCGCCAAAAGGUCGCCAACCUCACACACGCCCGAGAAGAUGACCAAUUCCGCAUCAUGAACGAACAGUCCAACGCCGCCCAGUCAAAUCCAUCAUCAUCAUGGGAAACCGAACUCGCUGCCAUGCUAGAAGCCGCCGGAGAGGCCUCAGCGUCUGGUGGCGGCGGCUUCGCCAGCGAAGGAAUGCUUCCUUCUGCGACAAUCCUGCGGGCACGCAUCCGCGCCAUCGAGAGCCGCAGGGAAGUUACACGCAAAAUGGUCAUGGCCCUCAAGGGGCGGAGCCGCGACGUCGAAGUCAAGUAUCGGCGUGUCGUUGCACUAUGCACAGGUGUUCCUGAGACUGAGGUGGAUGCCGUUGUAGACGGUCUGCUGAAGGCUGUUGAGAGCGAGAAGGAUGAGCUAGAGAUUGGGAGGGUAAGGAGGUUCCUAGGAGGAGUUGAAGGUGUAGUGCACUAG